Messenger RNA from Bubalus bubalis (water buffalo), 3049 nucleotides. It is a transcript of the gene PAQR7, whose product is annotated as progestin and adipoQ receptor family member 7. Gene Ontology annotation, cellular component: plasma membrane. NCBI's taxonomy places the organism in Eukaryota, Metazoa, Chordata, Mammalia, Artiodactyla, Bovidae. Gene Ontology annotation, biological process: response to steroid hormone. The record is from RefSeq and is a predicted model, not a curated record. The coding region runs from base 958 to 2010 and encodes 350 amino acids. The transcript is spliced from 4 exons. Gene Ontology annotation, molecular function: nuclear steroid receptor activity; steroid binding.
CAGGCUGAUGCUUCCAAGACAGGUCCGGGUUUCUCCCCACUCUGCCUGGUCCAGAUCUUUACAUACCCGAGAAGUGGACAAGCCCUGCCAUUGUUGGUCCAGUAUCUUCUAAGGGCCUACUAGGGGCAGGGAUAGCCUACCCUUCAGGUACUCCCUCUCCUGCGGGGAGAUGUUACACCAGGGAGUAGAAAGAGGGCUUUUGUUUGGCCACAUGGAAAGGCCUGUGGAAACUUGGAUCCGUGACCAGGGAUUGAACUCGUGGCCUCAGCAGUGAAAGCGCUGAGACCUAACCACUGGACUACCAGGGAAUUCCAAAGCAGGUGUUUUAAUGGAAGUCUAAAUAGUGUGUCUUGGGCUGGGCAGGGUAGGUUAGGGAAAGCUGCCGGAAGACAGCGCUUUAGGUGGGGACUUAUAAGACAGAGGUGCAGGGUUGGGGUGGAGCUCCCCAGGCAGCGAGGUGAAGAUGGGGGAAGAUCAGGCGUAUCUGACCAGAAGCAGCCUAGUGAGGUGGGCUGUGUGGGUUUACGUGGCUUCAGGGCUGGGCUGCGGGCUCCCACUGGAAAAUUCAGGUGAUCCAGCUCCAACUCGCCGCCUCCCUCUCGGGUUAGCCAGGUCCAGACUCCGGAGCUUGAGGCUCAAGUCGCCGGAAGUGGGAGCGACUCCUCAGCUGAGCAGCAACUUCUGCUUUCUCGGCCUCCGAGUUUCCCUCGGCCCCAAAGACGCAGGACCUCGCCAGGCUGUCGUCGCCGGUGGGACAGAAGCCAGUCAAGUUUGCCUGAUAUCCAUCAACCAGGCCCUGGACAUUUGGUCUCAGCCCAGCUUUGCCUGCCUUGCCGUGUGAUCUUGGGCCUUUCUCCUCAUGGUGGAAUGGAAAGCUAGCUGAACUGGACAACUCUCGGGAAAGCCUUCCUGUCUCUGGGCUCCUGUUUUCUCAAGCCCCCUGCCCAGCCCACAGCCAUGGCCACAAUCGUGGCCCAGAAGCUCAGCCACCUCCUGCCCAGUCUGCGGCAGGUCCACCAGGAGCCUCAGCCGUCUGUGCCAUCAGAGCCUGUGUUCACCGUGGAUCGAGCGGAGGUGCCGCCCCUCUUCUGGAAGCCGUACAUCUACGUGGGCUACCGGCCGCUGCAUCGGACCUGGCGCUUCUACUUCCGCACGCUGUUCCAGCAGCACAACGAGGCGGUGAACGUCUGGACCCACCUGCUGGCCGCCCUGGUGCUGCUGCUGCGGCUCGCCAUUUUUGUGGGCACCGUGGACUUCUGGGGAGACCCGCAUGCCCUGCCCCUCUUCAUCAUCGUCCUCGCCUCCUUCACCUACCUCUCCCUCAGUGCCUUGGCUCACCUCCUGCAGGCCAAGUCCGAGUUCUGGCAUUACAGCUUCUUCUUCCUGGACUACGUGGGUGUGGCCGUGUACCAGUUUGGCAGCGCCCUGGCACACUUCUACUAUGCCAUUGAGCCUGCCUGGCACGCCCAAGUGCAGACCAUCUUCCUGCCCACGGCUGCCUUUCUUGCUUGGCUUUCCUGCACUGGCUCCUGCUACAACAAGUACAUCCAGAAGCCUGGCCUGCUGGGCCGCACUUGCCAGGAGGUACCCUCCGCGCUGGCCUAUGCAUUGGACAUCAGCCCCGUGGCUCACCGCAUUCUUGUGUCCCCCGACCCUGCCACAGACGACCCGGCUCUUCUCUACCACAAAUGCCAGGUGGUCUUCUUUCUGUUGGCUGCGGCUUUCUUCUCUGCCUUCAUGCCUGAGCGCUGGUUCCCUGGCAGCUGCCAUGUCUUCGGGCAGGGCCACCAGCUCUUCCAUGUCUUUUUGGUACUGUGCACGCUGGCCCAGCUGGAGGCCGUGGCGCUGGACUAUGAGGCCCGGCGGUCCAUCUAUGAGCCUCUGCACACCCGCUGGCCCCACAACUUCUCCGGCCUCUUCUUGCUCACCGUAGGCAGCAGCAUCCUCACCGCAUUCCUCCUGAGCCAGCUGGUACGGCGCAAACUUGAUCUUGAUCGGAAGACUCAGUGAAGGGGUGGCAGCUGGUAGGGAGGGAAGUAUAGUGGGGGCCCAAAGGUCCGGAUGGGAACAGAUGGGAAUAGAUGGGAACUUUGGCUCCAGAUGGGAACAAGUCCUGGUAAAGGUGUUUUUGUCUGGCCCGCGGUGAUUCUCUGUGCAUUCCUCGGCUGCCAAGGGCAGCACUGGCCAGUCCUUGGAUUUGAGGAUUGGCUGGAGAUGCUGGGGUCUACUCUUGGGCCUGCCCCAGCUGCCUGCCCUGGGAGAGGGAAAGAGAAAGAGAAAGAUGUGGGCCACCCUGGUUUUGCCUCCCCUCACUGCCUCUCUCACUUAGGGGUGAGGAUGGGGGAUCAGCUGGGGCCAAGACCCUGACUUGGGGCUUCCAGAUUAUCUGGGAGGGGGUGAAGUUGGGAUUUAGGUUAGAGUCAGAUCUGAGCUGAGGGACAGGGGAAGCAUCAGCAGUGCCCUCUACCCAGAUCCCCUUGGGAAAGGACAGCUCUCUGUUGUGUGCAGGACUUUAAGGUUCCUUGAACUCCAGCUUGGAGUUUGGGUGCUCCAGAGAACCCCCAAAGGUUGAAGAUUGUGCCAGGUGGAAAUGGAUCCCAUCCAGUGCCCCACAGCUCUCAGUCACUGUCCCAGUGAGCUCCACCCUCCUAUCACUGGACUCUGUGUCCCACUCAAUCUGUUCCCAUCUUUCCUGGGUCCCUCGUUCACAGCUCAGUGUUUAUCCAUUCAGUGUUUCUUGGGCCUCUACUCAGAGACAGGCUAUUGAUGGGGCCCUGUGGAUUAAUGCAGGAUGGUAAAGGCUUUACUAUCGAAUGAACUGUCAGGGGAAACACUGAGGAGGGAAUAAUUAGUGCUGCCUGGGACCCUCAGGAUCUUGGGUUGAGAAGGGUGAAUAAGAGUUUACAGAUGGAGAAGAGGAAAUGUAUUCCAGGCAGAGGGAAAAACCUGUUCAAAGGCCAAGAGGGAUGGAAGGAGGAGUCACUGGAGCUGAAAUCAGGGGUGGUCUGGACUCUGAUGUCCUGGAUGCAAUAAAAUGACUGUGCCAACA